Pseudovirgaria hyperparasitica is the source of this 4500-nucleotide messenger RNA. RefSeq names its product UDP-Glycosyltransferase/glycogen phosphorylase. The transcript has 7 exons. Lineage: Eukaryota; Fungi; Ascomycota; Dothideomycetes; Acrospermales; Acrospermaceae. Gene Ontology annotation, biological process: carbohydrate metabolic process. The record is from RefSeq and is a predicted model, not a curated record. Bases 114 to 4418 code for a protein of 1434 amino acids. Gene Ontology annotation, molecular function: UDP-glycosyltransferase activity; hexosyltransferase activity.
AAUUUUGUUGUCACUGAUCCUUCACUUACAAAUUUUCUUCCCUGCUACUAUUCUUCUCCCUCAAAACCUUUCAUGGCUUGAGUCUUUCUUAUCGAGCGCAAAGCUCUACAAAUAUGGCAUCCGAGAAGCGUCCCGCAGCAGCAGACCCCGCUACGCCUCAGGCAUCAAGCUCUUCAGCUCAAACUGACCAACCAACCUCUAUACAUCGUGAAGAUGAAUCUGAUGCCCCAGUGGGGAAACGUGAAGCUUCCUCCUAUCCUGGCUCUUAUAGACCCUCCGACGCUCAGUCAACCUCUUAUGCCUCAACCACUGGACCUAUCCACGACUAUAACACUGGCAUAUCCGACGAUCCAGCUGGAUAUGCAGACGAGGUUGAAGAAUUACCAGCGUAUAGCGAGACCUUGGGUACAAUCGAAGAUGAUGUCGCAGGCCAAGGAACUCAAGCCUCCAUCGCAGAUGAUGGACGUGUGAACAUCAACAUUGACCAGAGCAAUCAUAGGCUAUCAACACUGUUGACACCCGCCCUUCAGAGUCAAUAUAACUUUGCUCAAGCCGAUGAGCCUCUCCCACCCCCAUAUAUACCUCCCUCGUUAGGCGGAGAUGCCUCAGAAAUUCCACCGCCACAGAUGAACGUCGUUAUACACGUCGUGGGUUCAAGAGGAGAUGUCCAGCCCUUUGUUGCUUUGGGCAAGCUUCUCAAGGAUACAUAUGGUCAUCGCGUGCGACUGGCUACACACCCUGUUUUCAGAGCCUUUGUCGAGGAGAACGGCCUCGAAUUCUUCAGUAUUGGGGGUGAUCCAGCCGAACUCAUGGCAUUCAUGGUCAAGAACCCCGGCCUUAUGCCUGGUUUUGAUGUCCUCCGCAGUGGCGACAUUGGAUCACGAAGACGUGGCAUUGCUGAGAUGAUCAAAGGUUGCUGGAGGUCUUGCAUAGAGACAGGUGACGGUUUUGGCGUCGAAGCUUCAGACAAGACCGUCGAAGACUGGAUGUCUAAUGAUGCAAGCUCAAUCGCCUCGAAUGAUCCUAUGGCGAAGCCUUUUGUCGCAGAUGCAAUCAUUGCUAACCCACCCAGCUUCGCACAUAUUCACUGUGCGGAAAGGCUAGGCAUUCCACUUCAUAUGAUGUUUACUAUGCCGUGGUCGCCCACUCAGCAAUUCCCACACCCACUUGCAAAUAUUCAGUCCUCAAACGCAGAGACGACGAUCAACAAUUACAUGUCAUAUGCACUCGUUGACAUGCUUACGUGGCAAGGUCUUGGAGAUGUCAUUAACCGGUUCAGAAAGAAUAGCCUUGGUCUAGAGCCAAUUAGUCUGAUGUGGGCCCCUGGCAUGCUUCAGCGUAUGAAGAUCCCCUACACUUACUGCUGGUCUCCUGCACUCAUUCCUAAACCAAAAGAUUGGGCAAACUUCUUGACCAUUUCUGGAUUCUUCUUCCUCAACCUGGCAUCAAACUACACACCAGAGCCAGACUUGGCUGAGUUCCUUCGAUCUGGACCACCACCUGUGUACAUUGGCUUCGGCUCUAUUGUCGUCGACGAUCCGGAUGCCAUGACAAAGCUAAUAUUCGAUGCCGUCAAAAUGACUGGGCAGCGAGCCUUAGUCUCGAAGGGCUGGGGCGGCUUUGGCGCAGAUCAGCUUGGUAUUCCAGACGGUGUAUUCAUGCUUGGAAACUGUCCACAUGACUGGUUGUUCAAGCAGGUAUCGUGUGUAGUUCAUCAUGGAGGGGCUGGUACUACCGCUGCGGGCAUUGCUGCAGGCCGGCCAACUGUGGUUGUACCAUUCUUCGGUGAUCAACCAUUUUGGGGAGCCAUGGUCGCUCGAGCAGGAGCUGGACCUGAUCCUAUUCAUCAUAAGGACCUUAAUGCAGACAACCUCGCGGCUGCGAUCAACAAGUGUCUGGAGCCGGCGUCGCUCGAACGCGCAAAUGAGCUCUCUGAAAAGAUUGCAACAGAAAAAGGUACCGACAAAGGCGCCCAGUAUUUUCAUCAGAUGCUUGCCUUGGACAAUAUGCGCUGUUCCCUUGCGCCACACAGAAUCGGUGCCUGGCGCGUGAAACGUACUGCGGUUCGAUUGAGUACUUUGGCUGCCACUGUGUUGAUACAGGAGAAGGAAUUGACCUUUGAUGAGCUCAAACUACAUCGACCCAAGGAGUACGAAACUGAUGGCGGACCUUGGGAUCCUGUGACCGGCGGUGCGUCUGCAAUUAUGGGUACAAUGUCGACCAUGAUGAUGGGCGUAGCCGAUUUCCCGAUCGAGACGCUAAAAGGCCUGGGAAUUCAUCCAGAUGCUGCCAAGAAACGGAAAGAAGAGAAGGAAGCAGCCAAGGCUCAACUUCACGCCGCAAGUACAGAUACCCUAACUGAGACUAAAACUCUUGAUCGACCGUCAGUGGAAAGCGACAGUAAAUCUUUCAGGAACGACUCAAUUUCGAAGCCAUCGAACCGAACGCCAACCAUAGGCUUGAACGAUAGCACAGAUAAUAUAACUAGAGUAACGUCUCCUGAAAGUGUUAGUGGUGUCCAGACACCGUCAAGCGAGCGAGCAAACUUUUUGGCGCAAGCCAUGCGCCAGCAUUCAGGCUCAAAGUCACGGCCGUCUUCGCCUGCACGUGAACACAGUGAAUCCCGGGGAUCAGGCUUCGGGACGCCAGGCCGGUCCAACACACAGCAGUCGUCCGUGGGAGGGUCAGGCUCAAGUUCUUUUGGGAUUGAACCCGCCAUUGGUACCACCAAAGGUAUUGGUCGUAUGGUUGGUGCUGGAGUCAAAGCGCCAUUAGACUUUACUAUGGCGAUAUCGAAAGGUUUCCAUAAUGCUUCUAGACUAUAUGGUGAGGAGCCUCGUCAAGUCGACAAGGUCACCGGCUUUCAGAGCGGCAUGGCAGUGGGUGCAAAGGAAUUUGGACGCGGCAUAUUCGACGGUAUUACAGGUCUUGCCAAGGACCCCAUCAAAGGCGGCAAGAAAGACGGCUUCGCAGGCUUUACCAAGGGGAUUGGAAAAGGUCUCAUCGGGUCAUUUCUAAAACCAGGCGCCGCAACAUUCGCCAUACCGGCCUAUACGAUGAAGGGAAUCUAUAUGGAGUUCUCCAAAAAGUUUGGACCAAACAUCGACAACUACAUCUUCGCGGCACGCGUCGCACAGGGUUAUGACGAUGUUGGUCGUUCGACCCCCGAGGAACGCAAUGACAUCCUGGUACGCUGGAGGUGCAUCUCAAAGAGUGUCAAGAAGAAGAAGAACCCCGGUAAGGACCAGCUUGAUGGUCUUCAAGCGUUAUUGGAUAAACACAAGGAGAAGAGACGAGUUCUCAUUCGCAAUAAGGAGCAAUCAACGAGCUCUGUCCCGUCAGCAGCAAACACCUACAUCUCACAGCGUGGUGUUCAGACUGGAUAUUCUGCUAACAACGCGUCAUCUGCUUCGGAUGGUGGAAGUCUAUAUGCAGCGUAUAGACCUAGCGGAAGUGCAUCUCGCGCUUACUCAACGACAGGCCCUACUUCUCCUGAUUCAUUAUCGCCAAAUAACAACCUCACUCACUCUCAGACCUAUCCGGACCCGAACAGAAUUCCAAACUCUCCCAGCCACCCUGGUAUUCCCGAGCUUCCCGCCUACCGUGAUCUAUCUGGAUCACAGACUACGUUCGCUGGCGAGAAAGAUCAAUCCAGACGCGAAUUUUCGCAUUCUAUGCCACAAACCCCUAUUCCUGGCCCCUCGGACGAUCAAGUCAUGGAACGUGCCCUUCAGGCCAGCAUCACCGAAAUGCAACGUCAACGCGAUCUACAGAGCCCUGGUGAGGAGGAAGACGAAGAAGCGAUGCUUCAGCGUGCUAUAGCUGCUUCCAUGGCCGAAGCUAGUGCGUCUGGUGCCUCAGAACAGGAACAGCGCGAACUAGAGGAAGUCAUGCGCAAGAGUAUCCACGAAACGACGGCACGCAAAAAGGUAGCACGUAUGAAAAGAGUACGAUCUUCUGACAGCGAAUGGGAAAGCGACUCGGAUGAGUCUUUCGAAGACGUCAGUAGUGCACAGGUGCGCGAAGAGGAGGAGCUACGUCGCGCUAUGGUGGCGAGCACGCAAGACCGGCUUGAAGGAGAUACGGCGUGGGAGGAGCAGCGGAGAAGGGAAGAGAUUGAACUCGCUGAAGUGUUGCAGCAGAGCAAGAACGACGUCGAAGCCAGAGGUGCUGCAGAUCCAAAUGAUGAGGAACGGCGUAGGGAGGAGGCAGAGCUUGCGGAAGUGCUUCAGCAGAGUGCAGCCGAUGAGGAGGCCAAGAGGCGUGAGAAGGAAGAAGAGGAGAGAGAGGAGGAAGCUGUGCUGGAGUAUAUCAAGCAGGAGAGUCUCAAAGAGGCCGAAGCACAAAGACGAGCGAGAACCGGCAUGGGAGGCUUGGGGAUGGGUGGCGAGUCGAGUGGAAGUGGUGCCGGACCUUAGGGGUAGUGAGACUGCGAACGUGUAUGAGAAGUAACAAUGCUAUGAUACCCUCAUGAAUGGACAAAUGGAGUUUACAAUGCCC